Messenger RNA from Xiphophorus couchianus (Monterrey platyfish), 3989 nucleotides. RefSeq lists its product as uncharacterized. Bases 359 to 3502 code for a protein of 1047 amino acids. The record is from RefSeq and is a predicted model, not a curated record. The transcript is spliced from 10 exons. NCBI's taxonomy places the organism in Eukaryota, Metazoa, Chordata, Actinopteri, Cyprinodontiformes, Poeciliidae.
CCAUAAUAUAAAGAAGAAGAAGAACUGCGAAGCUGGGUGUCGGUUCAAAUGUGACCUGCAGCUUCAAAUGAAUCUCGACCGCAUUUUGUCGCCUUGCCUGCUUUCCUGGACGCAGAGCCACCGCCGGUCAGAGUGAGAGCGUGUCUCUUGGUAAUGUAAUGUUUAGGAAAACGAUUUGCGUCGCUGCAAAUAGAAAAUUAGCUUGAUAGCUUCCAGUUCAACGAGAAGGACCUCGCUGCAGCAAACAGAAAGGGGCGGGGCCAGUCCUAUACCUUAUUUGGAAAUAAUAAGGUAUAGGAUACCUUAAAGAAGCGGGGUUAAGAAGUCGACUGAAAGAAGUUUGAGAGGUUCUUCCACAAUGCAAAACCCACAAAGGCAACAAAAGAUCCACGUAUCCGUUUGCAACAUUCGGAACGGAGAGGAGAUUCUUCCGUAUUGCGUGAACGAUAAAUAUCGCUGUCCCCUUUGCUCGUACAGUGCCGAUGCAUCGUACAAGGUACAGAACCAUAUAGCAACAACUGCUAUGGUUCAACAUAACGAAUUCCAUAUAUUCAGAUGUGGCCUACCCUGUAGAGACACAUCUCACUUUCAUUGCCCGUACUGUUUUUCGACCAUUGACAGAAGGGACAGGUUUGUUAAUCACUUGGUUAAGCACGCAGCGACUUUCAAUAUCGUGUCCAGCUGUGCAUCAGCCCAGACACUUGUCCAUCCAACAGCUACCAACCUGCAGGCAACACAGACACUUGUCCAUCCAACAACUACCAACCUGCAGGCAACACAGACACUUGUCCAUCCAACAACUACCAACCUGCAGGCAACACAGACACUUGUCCAUCCAACAACUACCAACCUGCAGGCAACACAGACACUUGUCCAUCCAACAACUACCAACCUGCAGGCAACACAGACACUUGUCCAUCCAACAACUACCAACCUGCAGGCAACACAGGAACCUGUCCGCUCAGAAGAUAUGAUUACAUGUGAAAUGUGCAAUCUGCGCCUGAGAAAAAAGAAUCUUCGUAUUCAUUUGAAAAGAAAACACCAGGAAAAUGUGGAGCUGAUUUCACAAGAUCAUCAUUUAAGGAGUCAGUGUGUGGAUGCCGAAAAAGGUGUUUUUGCUGUUGAGAAAUCCUUUUAUGGUCCAUCAAAACCUUUACAUGUAAUAAAAAACACCUGGUCACAGUUUCACAGAUCAGAAUGUGAGCUCGACAGGUGUAAUGCGAAUGCACAGUUUGCCAAGCGAAGUGGGAUUUUGCCUUUUGAAUGUGAACACAUUCAGUCAUUACGCUUUUGUUCACUCACCACAGACUCAGAAGGACCUCUGUCUGAAACUACCCUCAACAUCCUGGUUGACAACUUAUGGUUCAGUCUUCAAAGAAAAGAAGAACUUUUAAACAAUCAGCAGGAGGCGCUAUCAAAUAAUACGCCGUUUUCAGUUCUUCUUUUUGGCAGUGGGACAGACACAACUUUUCACGUGUCUGUCUUUGAACCUAAAAUGGUGUUUUUCAGCAGACUUGGACGGGUCAUUGUCACUUAUGACAAAGGAAAAAACACCUGGCAUUGUGCAUGUACAGAGGGCAAAAGGUCCUGUACGCACAAGGCUACAGCAAUGUGGCAUCUCUUUGAAAAAAUGCCAGACAUGUUCAGAGAGGCAGUGAAUUCAGAGGAGGAUGUUAUGUGUGGGACAACAGUAUCAGAAUGUCAGGAGGAUAGUGGUUCCAUCACCGAUGAAGCAGCAGAGAGGAUAAUCAAGUACUUGAUUUAUCAGAAGAAAAUACCUGCCGAUCUUCCCGACAGCCUUAUCACCAGCAGUAGAGACGCCAAGGCUCUCAGUGGGUUCCCCAAACAUCUGAUCCCAUCAGAGACCGAAUGCACAGAAUGUGGACAACACGCCAGUCUUGGUGACCCUCAGUUGGUAUCUUCCAUUGCUAAAAUAUUGACUAUGACAGGAGUAGUUAAAGGUAUAUCAACAUACAGGAAGACUUGCCCCACCUGUUCCAUGGUUUACCGAUAUCAAGACUGGGAAGAUGGUGUCCACAACUUCAACGAUCACUUGCUGCUGUCCAUACAUCUGUGUCUGGUACUCAGGAAUGCAUUGCAGACUCACACCGCUGUAAGUCGCAUAAUCGAAAUGAUCGAAUACACAGAAGGAGAGAACUUUCCUAACAAGGAUCGGAUCCUGCAGGCAUAUCUGUCGUUUGAAGGUCUAAGUGACCAUGACUACCAAUACUCAUGCAUUUCGUGUGGGUAUCAUCCUGCAGUUGUUGUCAUGGAACGCCAUAAGAAAGGUGUUUUCAGCAUGCCAGUUAGUGAAAUACCAAACCCACCUCAACACUAUAAUGGCAAAGUGAAUGCACGCUCUUUUUGGGAAGCGGUUACUAUGGAAGUGAUUAGCCGUGGACUUUAUCCGUGUAAGUCUGGUGUCUAUUCAACAGAGAAGUUGGAAACAUUUUGUGCACCAAGUUAUUCAUGCAUUAAUGUGCCUCAAAAAAUGUCUCCAUUGCAUUUCUCAGCUGGCCGCAAGAAUCCUUUUGUUGUAAAAGCUACUUAUCACAACUGGUCCCCCUGGAUUGGACCACAGACGAGACGAUCUGACAUUUUGAUGAACACAGAGAGUGAAAAAGUCCACUUGCCUGAUUCCAACAGUGAUGUAGACCAGUUUCUCACAGAAGAGCGGUUUGCAGAUGAGGUUCUCAAUCUCAAGCUACCUGAGGUCAGGAGACUCUGCAGUCAAUGUGGAAUUGACAGCAGAGGUUCUAAGAUGGAUCUUGUGCUCCGUCUGCGGGACAGAAUGGCUUCUAGAGCCACACAUAACAAGGAUUUUGAUAAAGUGUGCGGUGCCUCUGGUGGGUGGGCUGUAAUCACUUGUCCCUGUGGCGUUAUUUAUUCUGUAAAGUUUAACCUGAGAGCGGAGAGCCCUAGAGACUUUGCAGACCUUCUUUUGUCCUGGAAGUUUUUUCCAAAUAUUACGGUGUACGACAACCCCAGGGGAUUAGUAAGUCAUCUAAAGAAGAGGUGCCCUGAGGAUACACCAUUUACCAUCCACGAAGGUAGAUUGGUUGAGCCCACACCUGAAAACAUAAGACAAGCUACUGAGAAAAACCUCGCUGUGAACCUGCCCUGGUUGAAGCACCGGAAAGAACCUGGAGACAAGGGAGGACAUCCUGUUACUGGCUCAUUAGAGCGUUAUUGUCUCAGUGAUGUUUCCCGCCGAGGCAAUAGCAAGGACGACGAGGACGUCUUGCAGCGGAUUGAGAUGGUUCCGGAACUUGCAGGAAGAUUAAACAGUCAGUGUGCAGAGCAACUAUUUGCAGGCAUGAGGAAGAACAACUACUUCCUCAACACGCUCACCCCAUCCACGCACGUCUUUCUGCAAAGAAACAUCCUCCACCAUUUCAAUCUUCGGAAAAACACAGAAGCCAAACAAGGAAUUCUAAAAGUUGCUGGGCCACACGCAACAUUGGUCCUAAACCAAAAUGGAUGCAUUUCUAAUGGGCUGUGAGAAAAACCAGCAACAUGCUUGCAGCUUGGAAGCCAGCGUUGUUCGAACUCACCAAUGUCCUCUUGCUGACUCUUUGACAAGCUUAAAACCAACUGAAGCAAAUAAAUCCACCUGGAGUCAACAGCCUAAUACCACAGAAACGACUUUGGUAAAUGUUUAUAUCGACUUUGCUUUGUGUUUGUCUUUCUAAUAUUUCUUUCUGGGGUUUUUUGUAAGAAUUGUCGGUACUUGCAGUUAUGACAUCGUCAUGUGUUUCAAUAUUUGUUUAUAACAAAUCACACUGCACAACAGUGUUCCCAAUAGUUUUCUACUGGAGAAAAUCAGUCAUGAAGUAAAAAGUGAAAUUUCCACAAACCAACAGUAUAAACACAUUGUAAGUUGUGCAUAUCAGUACACAUACUUGAGGGAUGCAUAAUAUUGUAAAAAAUCAAGUUAAUACAAAUGUAUUUAUCUUCAGUUUUUCUUUCCAAAGCUUGCUCAAGUAUUA